Messenger RNA from Copidosoma floridanum, 1267 nucleotides. RefSeq names its product methionyl-tRNA formyltransferase, mitochondrial. The record is from RefSeq and is a predicted model, not a curated record. NCBI's taxonomy places the organism in Eukaryota, Metazoa, Arthropoda, Insecta, Hymenoptera, Encyrtidae. Gene Ontology annotation, molecular function: methionyl-tRNA formyltransferase activity. Gene Ontology annotation, cellular component: mitochondrion. Gene Ontology annotation, biological process: conversion of methionyl-tRNA to N-formyl-methionyl-tRNA; biosynthetic process.
UUUUUAUUAUUCAAUAAAAACUUGAAUUUGAAUCCAACACAUGUCUAGUCAAGUACUUAACACACCUCAUUUUUUACGCACAAAUAUUUUGUCUUUUCUAUUUUGAAAAUUGCUAUAGUUUUGAGGGUAAAGCAUAAAUAUAAAAGGUUAAGUAAGUGAGAGUUACAGAUAUUGUUUGAAAAAAAAACCGUUUUAUGAUUAUACGUAGAUUUUCAAAAUGCGUAUCUACAUAUAUAAAAGCAGGAGAAAAAGUUAUCCAUGGUUUGAAAAAUCGAUACAGUGCCAGUGUCAAAUUCAAUUGUUAUUCUCAAAGUUGCAAUAAUGGACCUUGGAGUGUUUUGUUCUUUGGCACCGAUGAGUUUGCUUUGGCCAGUUUGAAAGCAUUGAACCACAAUUACAGACAAAGUGGUUUUCUUCGAAGGUUAGAAGUUGUCACUGCUUACAGGGGCCAAGAGAACGCUGUGAUAAAAUAUGCCAAAGAGCACAACAUCAUUGUGCACAACUGGCCACCUCGAAUUAAGAAAGAUGACUUUGAGAUUGGUGUUGUUGUCUCGUUUGGACACUUGAUCCCUUCAAGAAUCAUCGACUUAUUUCCCCUUGGUAUGAUCAACGUACAUGGCAGCUUACUGCCAAGGUGGAGAGGAGCUGCUCCGAUAUGUCAUGCCUUGCUGAAUGGAGACACAGUUACAGGUGUUUCCAUCAUGAAAAUCAUGCCAAAAAAGUUUGAUGUUGGUUCUGUAAUUGCUCAAAGAAAAAUCAGUAUACAUCCAGAUGAAACAUACGUUGAGUUGUACAGAAAAUUGGCUAAUUUGGGAGCUGAUUUACUGACUGAGACAAUGACUGAGAUACCAGAUGUAUUAAACACAGCCCAACCACAAAUUGAAAAUGAAGCUACUUAUGCUCCUAAAAUAACGGAGAAAAUAUCGUACAUCAAUUGGAAAGAUAUGAGUGCUACGAACAUUUAUAAUUUGCAAAGAGCUCUUUGUGGAAUUGAACCAUUGAGAACUCACUUCAACAAAGAAGUCGUUAAAUUGUUGGAUGUCAGAGUGGUUUCUGAAAGUGCAAAUAUAAAUUGUACUCGAGAAAAAGUGCCAGGACUAGCCAUCUUUGACAAAAAAAAUAAAAAGCUUUAUGUUUCCUGCAAAGGAAAUGGUUGGAUCACUGUAGGAACUGUAGUGAUACCUGGUCGACGACCACAAUCAGCCUUCAACUUUGGCUGUGGAUUCAUUUUGAAUCGGAAAGAAAAAUCAUGCUCAUUCUACUGACA